UCAGCAAAGCUGCACUAAACAACAAACAUCUUAAGAGGGAAUAUUUCCCAUCUCUAUAAUGAAGAAAAGCAGGAGUGUGAUGACAGUAACGGCCGAUGACAAUGUUAAGGAUUAUUUUGAAUGUAGCUUGAGUAAAUCCUACAGUUCUUCCAGUAACACACUUGGGAUCGACCUCUGGAGAGGAAGAAGGUGUUGUUCAGGGAACUUACAGUUACCACCGCUGUCCCAAAGACAGAGUGAGAGGGCAAGGACUCCUGAGGGAGAUGGCAUUUCCAGGCCAACCACACUGCCUCUGAUGACGCUUCCAAGCAUUGCAAUUACAACUGUGAGCCAGGAGUGGUGA
Molecule: messenger RNA, 343 nt
Organism: Tupaia belangeri chinensis (Chinese tree shrew)
Lineage: Eukaryota; Metazoa; Chordata; Mammalia; Scandentia; Tupaiidae
Product: cAMP-specific 3',5'-cyclic phosphodiesterase 4B-like
Exons: 2
Coding region: 59-343 (94 amino acids)
Source: RefSeq, a predicted model, not a curated record